AUUUGUGAAGUGUAACAUGUUUACAUAAUCUGCGGAAGAAGUGAAAUCAGACGACAUGCUUGGCAGCGUGAUGGAUAGUAUAAGUCUUAUAUAGAAACAUUAAUGGCCACAUAUAUUGUUUAUCGUGUCAUCUCAUUCGCACGGACUUUUUGUAUUCGGAAGAAAUUAUUUUUAGUGGCUAUCAGAUCAACUGAUUAGACUCUGUGUUAGCGAAGUAUUUGGGCAUCGAUUAAUUUUAAAUAUCAUUUACAAAUAAUUAUCUCCGACUGUGUCUAUUUUUAGUAUUUUUUAAGACAUGAAUUUAUUAAUUUAAGCUGCAUAUAAAAUCAUUGUUAAAUGUUUUGUAAUGUGGUGAUUUUCUAGUUUUUUCCAAAAGCGUUGUAGUCGUGUGAGUUAUUUCAAUUUGACCCAUCAAAUCCAAUUUGUCUUAUUAACUACAUUAAUUGGGUUGUUUGAUUUUUGCAAAUUUUUAUUGUCUAAAUAGAAUAUGUAAGGAAGGUAAAGUUUUAGAACGGGAAUAUAGAAAUUUUAGACGAAAUUAUCAUUCAACACGUUAGUUGGAUUGCUAUAUACUUUCAUAAAACAUGGAGAAUUAUAUUCGAAGCAAUUUAACUACAAGUAACGAUGGAAAUGUCAAAGACCACCUUAUUCAUCCUGACCAAGUAGCUUUAAAAACUAGAAAUUUCAAAUUAAUGGCCGACCCCUCACUUAUAAGGGGAGUCAUCAAAUUGUAUCGUUACGAUGGUAUCGCACCACCAGAUUCAGGUUUAACACCCAUCGUCGUAAUGGAUCCUAGACAUGGUGGAACACGUAUCCGAUCAAGACCUAUUGAGCCCAUGAUAUUAACUGUGCCCAGGUUUAAAAUUGACAAGAACUAUGUUGGAGAACCACCAUCAGUCGAAAUAACAAUCACUAAUUUGAAUGACAACAUAGAUAAACCAUUUUUAACUGGGAUGUUGGACAAAUGUGGAAUUCAAGACGAUAUUAACAUAUACCAUCAUCCAGUCAGUAAUAAACACUUGGGUGUCGCACGUAUUGUUUUUGAAACCCCAAAAGCUGCUCGCAUUUGUAUUGACAAAUAUAACCAAACAUCUGUUAUGGGAAAGCUAAUAAAUGUGUUUUAUGAUCCAUUUGGUACAUUAUGUAAAUCAACAAUUGAAAAUAUAAUGUCCGCAAAACCCAGACAAUCUAUACCAAAUACUCAACUUGUGAAGCAUAGUUCGUCCGACACUGUUAUACAAGCACCUAAUCCAAUUUCACAUAUAGUCACAAGUACUUCACGCAAUAAAGUAUUACAGGAUAGAGGUUACGAAGAACGUCAAAUUUUAUCACAUAAUCGUGAACGAUAUAAUGGAAAUGAUCGGAAUCAUGCCGAUAUAAGAAUUACUCGCGACCGAGAACGUAGCAGAGAUCGAUAUUUAUCUUCAUAUGAUAAAGACCGAUCCAAGCAUCGGCAUUAUCAUAGAAAAAGGGAACGGUCUGUUGAUUAUAAAUAUAAUUCAAUGAAAAACGGUAGCAAACGACAUGACCACAACAGAGAUCGAGAUAAAGAAAGAUCUAUAGAUAACGACAGACGCAGUAACAUAUCUGGUAAACACAAAGAUCUAGGUAGUAAGGAAAAAAAUCAAAUAUGUAAAGAGCGUGGUGACAAAUAUUCUUCUAGGCAACCUAAAUUACAUACGCGCGACAAUUUAGGUGACAAUUCGACUUCGUCAAGAUAUAAUUCAUUGAACACGUCGGCGUCAAGUAAUAUACAGUCAAUUCCGAAUUAUUUCUCGACGAAUUUGGAUGCUAAAAAUUCAAAUUUUUCGCCUUACAAUAAUUAUUCAAACCGUCAUCGGACGGAUCGCAAAGACUGGACAAUAAGUCAUCCAAAAGUAUCUCCGCCUACUAUACAACCAGAUUCAACACCAAAUUGGGAUGAUGAUUCCGAAGUUCAACCGGUAACUCCUAUAUCAAAGUCUUCGCUUGAAUAUUUAAAUAGUACAAAGCAAUCUACAAUAUCUUCAUUCCAGCUUUCUACGUCCGGCUUGAGUGAAAAUAAUGAAGUUAAUGCUGUGAACGUGGAUUUAGAUACGAGAAUAGCUAUGAUGUUCAAAGGUAAAUCAUUUGGUGAUGCACCCCCAUUUCUUCAAAUGGAUAGUAGUGAGUCCGAUACGGAAAAAAUAUUUCAUAAAGAAAUACGAAUUAUUGAUGCAGAUAAAAACAAAAAAUUGAAAUCAAAAUUGCUCUCCCAUAAACGAUUUAAACGUCCAAAAUCACAAAAUUCUAAGAUUCAACAAAGCACCAGUGAUAUAUCUUCAAGUGAUGAUGAAAUAUUACUAAAAAAAGAAUCAUAUAGCCCAAUCAUUUCAGGUCAUUUAAAAGAAGAUGAUAGGUUAUCGCUGUCAAGUAUAUCAUCACAAGAUGGAAAUGGACAACAUAUUGAAGAAAAGCCUCCACCUGAACCUUUUAAUGUUGUGGUGAAUUCAUCUUUGAAUUUACCUAAUUCAGAAAAAAAUAAUAGUGAUAUAUAUUCCUACCCUGUAACGUACUCUAACUUCUUAUAUGGACAAAUAAAUUCGUCUCAAUAUUUUCAAAAUCCUGCAUAUAUGCCAUCAACUUAUCUUCCUGGAUUUGGAGCUGCUGGAUUAAAUUCCAGUUAUGUUAUAAAUGAACAAUAUAAUAAUUUUAAUCUUUCACACUGCAAAUCAAAUGAAAAUUAUAAAGAGAUUUAUCAUAAUAGAUAUGAACAUUAUAUUAAACCAAUUGAAGAAGUGGUAAAUCGUGUAAGUGAUGAACUUAAACAAAUUUUGAAGCGUGAUUUUAAUAAAAAAAUUAUUGAAAGCACUGCAUAUAAAAAAUUUGAGAUGUGGUGGGAUGAAAAUUUGCAAAAAAAUCGCUUUAAAGAUAAAUGUGAUAAAAAUUUAGACAAAACGUUACCCGUAACGACAAGUUUAACAUUUCCGAUUCAAUCUAGUACAAAAGUUGAUAACCAGAUUUCUAGUAUUACACGAGAUAUAUCAGAUUACACUUCAUAUUCUACUAUUGGUUUACGUGCUUCUAUACCGAAAUUGCCUUCAUUUAGACGCAUACGAAAAGAAAAAAGUCCACAUAAUAAUAAAGAUAUAGAGAAGCAUCUAAGUGAUCAAGAAGAAAUGGUUCAUGGCUCAGAUUCAGAGUUAGACGAGGGUAAUUCUGUUUCUGCAAUUUCACAAUUUAAUUAUCAACAAAAUGAAGAAUUAAAUACAACAAAAGGUUUCUCAAUUAUUACAAAACAUAAUCGUAUAUUAAGUACAUCAAGUGUUUCUUCAUCUUCCUCUGAAAACGGUGAGCUUCAAAGUAGUGAAAAUGGGAGUACAGUAUCUUAUGAUGAUUUGAGUUUAAUAUCAGAUGAAGAAUUAAAACCGAAUGUUUCUAAACAUCGUAAUUCUGAUUCUUGUGACUCUAAACCGAACGUUUAUUCUGACUCCGAAUGUGAACAGGUGACUAAGGACGUGGUUCCAUCCAUAUGCAGAAAUAUAAGAAGAGCAUCUCUGUCUGAUCUGGAAGAUAUAAGUAAAGAUAGCACUUUAAGCAUUGAAGAAAAUAAAAUUACAAAAACAGAAAAUACUCCUAUCAUUUCAAAAGAUUUGGAAGAUCAGCAGAACGUUAUUGAUGUGGGUAUAAAUAAAGAGAAAAAAUUGUCAGAAGCUGAAAAAAAAUCAGUGUUUGAUCGAAUAUAUAGUGACUCUGAAGAGGAGCGAGAAUAUCAAGAACGGCGACGACGGAAUACUGAAUAUAUGGCACAAAUUGAACAGGAAUUUAUGGAAGAACAAAAACGCCAAAAGAAUGAAGAACAGGAAGAAAUUAAAAACAAUACUACUACUAGUCCAAUACCAGAGAAAUUGUCGACAACAGUUCAAAAUACUUCAAAAACCACUGCAUCACAUACUCUCAGUGUAGCAUCUUCUAUAGAUACUCCUAGUUCUAAUAUGGAAAUAUCCAGUGAAAAAACUGUUAUCACUACAAGGAUAAAUACUGUAGACUCCAAUAGUGAAAAUAAAUUGAAAAAUGGCUCUAAUAUAAAAAAUACUGGAUCCCAAGAUAUAUUACAAAAAGAUAUAUCUGAUGUCGACCAGUUCUUAUCUAAUGGAUACAAUAAAAUUGACACUACAAACACGAAUGUGUCAAAUAUUUUAAAGUUAGAAUCAAUGAAUUCCCAAACAGAUGGUGUUGAAAUGUCGCCGAAUUCUUCUGAUGAUGCAUCUAGUCAAGCGAGCCAAGUAGCACUCGAGCAUUGUUACUCAUUACCUCCUGAAGCUGAUAACACUUCUACCAAAAAAAAUCAGUCAUCUAAAAAUAAUACAUAUUUCAAUGAAAAAACAACUGUGCAAUUCAAGCAUCACCUCUCUCAUGAUCACGGUAGCUAUGCGACAUGCGUUUCUCAACACAGUACACAUAAUGAUAAUUUUAGCUCAAAAAAACAGUAUUCUGAUUUUGAAUUAUCAGUUAUAAAGCCUGGUCCUGGAAGACCAAGAAAAGAUUCAAUACGUCUAAAACGCAAAUGGGAAUCGUCUGAUCGCAUACAAAAAUCAAACCAAACAAAUCUUUCAACCACGUUUAACUCACACCAAUUUCAUAAUUUUAUUCCUGCUGAAAUAUUUUCACCACGGGAUCCAACUACGGAGCAAUUAUUAGUUUACGAGUUCCUCACGAAAGGGAUAGAUGCCGAAGAUAUACAAUACAUGCGGUUGGGUUAUCAAAAACACUUACAUAAUGAUUAUGUAUAUGGAUAUUUGCUAAAUAAUACGCACUGGGUUGAUCAUUGCAUUACUGAUCGUUCGUUAAUGCCACCUUCAAAUAAAAAACGUAAAAAAGAAGAUGAAUUAAUUCGUCAUAAGACUGGGUGUGCACGGACAGAGGGUUACUACAAACUUGAUAUACGAGAGAAAGCUAAACAUAAAUAUCAUCAUGCUAAAGCAAAUGCAGACAAUUCGUUGUCCUUAGAUCGAGUAGAUGAACAGGCGCUUCCUACCCACAACAAAAUUGUUUCAAAAAUGCAGGGCAUUUCCCGCGAAGCAAGAUCUAAUCAACGAAGACUUUUAACAGCGUUUGCAUCAAUAGGUGAAUCAGAGCUUCUUAAAUUUAAUCAACUUAAAUUUCGAAAAAAAUUACUCAAGUUUGCAAAAUCUGCAAUACAUGAUUGGGGUUUAUUUGCAAUGGAACCAAUUGCAGCAGAUGAAAUGGUAAUUGAGUAUGUGGGUCAAAUGAUACGACCUGUGGUAGCUGAUUUAAGAGAAACAAAUUAUGAAUCAAGAGGAAUUGGAAGUUCAUAUCUAUUUCGCAUAGAUAUGGAAACUAUAAUCGAUGCUACUAAAUGUGGUAAUUUAGCUCGUUUUAUAAAUCAUAGUUGCAAUCCAAACUGUUAUGCAAAAGUAAUAACAAUCGAAUCGGAAAAAAAAAUAGUCAUAUACUCAAAGCAACCGAUAGGCGUGAAUGAGGAAAUAACCUAUGACUAUAAAUUUCCGCUUGAAGAAGAUAAAAUAGCUUGCUUAUGUGGAGCACAAGGUUGUCGAGGAACACUGAAUUAAUCUAUUAUAAAUAAGUUUCAAUCUUAAAAUAAGCUUUAAUUUAUUUUUUUAAUUAACUUUUACUUAUUAACAUUAAGUUGGCCGUAUAUAAAUUGCUUGCAAUACUUCCUGUGUAUUAUAUAAUUUUUAAGUUUAUUGGCGUUCUUUGCAAUCAGUUUUAUAAUCAUAGUUAAACUCUUUGUUUAUUAAAACUAAAAAUGUCUUUUCAACAACUACUUAGUGUUAUUAAUUAGACCUUUAUAUAAGUACACAUUGAAUUGAAUUCGACGUGAAUAUAUUUCAAUUAUUUAUGUAAAAUUCAUUUACAGAUCACCACCUUACUGUAUUUUAGCAAUAAGAUAUUUUUAUUUUAAUAGGAUGUUUUAAAAGAAUAUAGCAUGUAAAUUAUAAAAGUUAUUUUCAUCUGACAAGUGUACAUUCUAAAUUAAGUAUGUAAAUCUCAUUUAAUAUCUAAAAGAACUUUAAAUGUAAUAUUAUGUAAUACAGUUGUACGUGAUUAU
Teleopsis dalmanni is the source of this 6052-nucleotide messenger RNA. RefSeq names its product histone-lysine N-methyltransferase SETD1 (gene Set1). Gene Ontology annotation, molecular function: protein binding; RNA binding; histone H3K4 methyltransferase activity. Gene Ontology annotation, cellular component: Set1C/COMPASS complex. The record is from RefSeq and is a predicted model, not a curated record. The transcript is spliced from 5 exons. Lineage: Eukaryota; Metazoa; Arthropoda; Insecta; Diptera; Diopsidae. Bases 585 to 5552 code for a protein of 1655 amino acids.